Messenger RNA from Aethalodelphis obliquidens (Pacific white-sided dolphin), 2723 nucleotides. RefSeq names its product zinc finger protein 213 (gene ZNF213). The transcript is spliced from 6 exons. The record is from RefSeq and is a predicted model, not a curated record. NCBI's taxonomy places the organism in Eukaryota, Metazoa, Chordata, Mammalia, Artiodactyla, Delphinidae. The coding region runs from base 450 to 1808 and encodes 452 amino acids. Gene Ontology annotation, cellular component: nucleus. Gene Ontology annotation, biological process: regulation of transcription by RNA polymerase II. Gene Ontology annotation, molecular function: RNA polymerase II cis-regulatory region sequence-specific DNA binding; DNA-binding transcription activator activity, RNA polymerase II-specific.
UGUUUCCCGGCGAGCCCCGCGCGAAUUUCCGGCGCCGAAACCUGGAGGCGGAAACUGGGAACGCCUGGGCGACUGUGGGCGGUGUGAGUCCUGGGGGGCGGGACAGGCGACGCGGCCCGCCUGGCUCCGAGGUCGAGCGCAGGGCUUCGGGAGGCCGGGGCCGGCGCCCCGAGGCAGAGGCCGAAGGGGGCGCGCACCUCAGGGAGGUGCAGGGGAAAAGCCUGGGGCGCCGCACCCGCUGCCCGCCCCUCCGCCUCUCAUCUCCGCUCAGGCAAGGCUGCUGGGACCGAGCGCGGGGCUCUGGCCGGGUCCGCGUUCCCGACUGCCGAGUCCUACUGAGCGACCCUGGAGUGCCUGUCCAGAUGCCAACCCAGCUGCCACUGGGGAUCCCUCUGGGAGAUUGAAGGCCCAGGUUGAGGCUGACCAGCCCUGAGCCUUAGGCCAGGGGAAUGGCAGCCCCCCCAGAGCCUCAGGACCAGGCCCCUGGGGAGGGAGAAGGGCUUCUGAUCGUGAAGGUAGAAGAUUCCUCCUGGGAGCAGGACGCUGCCCAGCAAGAGGACAGCAGGGAUUCAGAGGUGUGCCGCCAGCGCUUUCGGCAGUUCUGCUACGGGGAUGCGUGUGGGCCCCACGAGGCCUUCAGCCAGCUCUGGGAGCUCUGCUGCCGCUGGCUGCGGCCCGAGCUGCGCACCAAGGAGCAGAUCCUGGAGCUGCUGGUGCUGGAGCAGUUCCUGAGCGUGCUGCCCGUGGGCGUCCAGGGCUGGGUAUGCGAACGAUGCCCAGGGAGUGGCGAGGAAGCUGUUGCCUUGGUGGAGGACCUGCAGAAGCAGCCAGUGAAAGCUUGGCCACAGGAUGUGCCCUCAGAGGGGGCGGAACCUGAGGCUGCAGUCCAGGGAUCUCAGGCCCAGGGGCCUCCCCGGAAGGCAGGGACACAAAGCCGGCCACCUGUACCCUGGGAGCAGCACAGCCAUGGUGCCCAGCUUCCGGCUCUUCUUAAAGAGGGGAGCACCAGAGAGACGACAGAUACCUGCUUUGACUCUGGGGGACCUGUGACAUUUGGAGACAUUCCCUUCUAUUUCUCCCGGGAAGAAUGGGGGUCCCUGGACCCUGCUCAGAGAGAUCUCUUCUGGGACAUAAAAAGGGAGAACUCCCAGAACAUUGCCCUGGGUUUGGGACUCACGAGCCACAGCGAGAGAUCCCGGCUGGAGGAGGUGGUGACGGCGCUCCCGGGCCAGGCUGCUGGCGAUGUGACCGUGUCCUGGAGGCUGGAGGAGGCCGAGGCCCGGCCGGGGGUGCCCCGGGGGCGGGCAGCGGGGGCGCGGCGGGGGCGGCCACCCACGCGCCGGCGGCAGUUCCGGGACCUGGCGGCCGAGAAGCCGCACAGCUGCGGCCAGUGUGGCAAGCGCUUCCGCUGGGGCUCUGACCUGGCGCGCCACCAGCGCACGCACACGGGCGAGAAGCCGCACAAGUGCCAGGAGUGCGACAAGAGCUUCCGCAGCUCCUCGGACCUGGUGCGCCACCAGGGCGUGCACACGGGCCAGAAGCCCUUCUCCUGCUCCGAGUGCGGCAAGAGCUUCAGCCGCAGUGCCUACCUGGCCGACCACCAGCGCAUCCACACGGGCGAGAAGCCUUUCGGCUGCAGUGACUGCGGCAAGAGCUUCUCACUGCGCUCCUACCUGCUGGACCACCGGCGUGUGCACACGGGCGAGCGGCCCUUCGGCUGCGGCGAGUGCGACAAGAGCUUCAAGCAGCGCGCCCACCUCAUCGCCCACCAGAGCCUGCACGCCAAGAUGGCCCAGCCUGUGGGGUGAGGGCCGGAAGGGCAGCCCAGGCAGGGUCCCCACCCGGCCCAGUCCACCAUCUCCGCUGCCGGCAGGACUGCAGGGUCCCCCACGUGCAGAACCCAUCAGCCCUGACCUCCUGGGGACCUGGCCAACGCCCACCAGGCAUGGAAUCCCUUGUGACCUCGUGGCCAUGCCCCUAACUGCUCUGGGGUUUUUCUUGCCCCCUGGUUUCCUGGAGCCCCGGCACAUUCCAGGCUGGUGGCGUGAGCACAGGGGAGAAGCUGGGGCACAGGGACGUAUGAGGACUCGGGCAGGCCUGGGGUCUCCAUCCCAGAACCCCCUAAGCCUUGCUUGGCCCCGUCGCUCUCUGUUCCCAGCCUUCUCGGCUGGGUCUAUGAGCUGGGCCUCCUGUCCUGCCAUCCUGUGCCUUCCCACGGGGGUGAAGGCUAAGCCUUAGGGUACUGCUGGGCUCUGGGAGGGUCAGUCAGCCCACACCCAUGAGGACCUGGGUCCUGGGUGCAGCCACAGGGGCUUUCUGGCCUCCACCCCUUCCCAUUUCCAGACCUUGACCGCUCUGCGCUGUCCCAGCAGCAUGCAAGCUGCCUGCCUCUGCCCUCAGCCAGCUUGCCCCCAGCUGAGUUCCCAAGAGUCACCCUCUACCAGUCUGGGGAGGGUGGUGUUGGCUCCAGGGACAGAGGCCAACUGUGCAGACCAAGAACAGGGCCAGCGGAGGCCCGCUGCCCCCACUGCUCCCCAGUCUCCUGGAGUCUCGGGGUUUAUGGUACUUAACACUAGCACUCCAUCAGCACCUUGUCACUAACUCCUGAGGCGCUGUAUUCCCUGCAGAAGGGCAUUCACAGGGACAGACCACAGGCCCUCCCAAGGAGCUGGCCCAGCUGGCCUCAAAGGGCAGCAGAAAGGUUGAAUAAACAUGAAAACUUU